AUGUCUCAGAGGAGGAACUGGGAAAUGUAUGGGGCAGUGGGGAGCACCAGCAGCAGAACGCAGGGAAGCUGUGCAGAGCUCACCUCUCCUGCCUGGAGCACCGUCGCCUCCAGCUCAUCCUCUGCAAGACUCACCAGCAAAAUGCAGCAGCUGCAUCUUCUCUGCCUCAGUCUCCUGGUGCUGAGAUGUAUCCUGGAUGUGCAUGGCGGGAACAACGUCCUCGACUGCUGCCUGCGGACAAGCGAGAUGCCCAUCCCGCGGCGGAUAGUGCAGGAUUACCGGCUCCAGCUGGUGCAGGAUGGCUGCAACAUCCCGGCUGCCGUGUUCAUCACCACAAAGGGCAAGCGCCUCUGUGCCCCACUCCAAGCCCCAUGGGUGGUUCGCCUCCAAGAGAAGCUGGAUGCCAGCUCUGCCAGGAAGGCCAAACCGCAGGGCAAGUAG
Messenger RNA from Gavia stellata (red-throated loon), 441 nucleotides. Its product is annotated as C-C motif chemokine 19. Bases 1 to 441 code for a protein of 146 amino acids. Gene Ontology annotation, molecular function: chemokine activity; CCR chemokine receptor binding. Lineage: Eukaryota; Metazoa; Chordata; Aves; Gaviiformes; Gaviidae. The record is from RefSeq and is a predicted model, not a curated record. Gene Ontology annotation, biological process: cellular response to interleukin-1; inflammatory response; G protein-coupled receptor signaling pathway. The transcript is spliced from 5 exons. Gene Ontology annotation, cellular component: extracellular region.